This is a messenger RNA of Laccaria bicolor S238N-H82, 735 nucleotides long. RefSeq lists its product as uncharacterized. The record is from RefSeq and is a predicted model, not a curated record. The coding region runs from base 1 to 735 and encodes 244 amino acids. NCBI's taxonomy places the organism in Eukaryota, Fungi, Basidiomycota, Agaricomycetes, Agaricales, Hydnangiaceae. The transcript has a single exon.
AUGGCUUCAUUCCGUCAGUUGGCUGAGAAACCGUUCACGACGCUCACCUUUCCCUGGGCGCAGCUCACGCACUUCUGGCUGGGCCACAUCAUUUUGAUGACUGAGGGUCUCCGCAUCAUCACAUUCUGCCCUCAGCUCACGUCUCUAGAGCUAACACUCAUUCUUCCUGUCCAAGUUACAAUCACAAACGGCUCUGGCCCAAUUGUUCACAACAAUCUACAACGCCUCCAUCUAAGCACGGCGGGCGACCUUGGAAGUCUCUUUGACAAGCUUACGCUACCAGCUCUGAAUGAUCUUUCGCUCUCUGAGGUCCACGGAUCCUUUCCCAACAUUACCCCCGUGCACAUCAGCCACUGGCUGCAAUCCCAGUUCCUUGCAUUCCUCCUUCGUUCAAGGCAUUUAUGCGUGACGGAGGAGGUGUUGAAGCGGUUGACGUAUACCACCUUUGCAGAAAAGGUUCUGCAUAGUGGGGGUGAUCUGCCGGUGGAGGAGACCAUCACUGAGAUGCUCUGUCCGAAUCUCAGCACCAUCAAGCUAUGGGGAUGCAUUUCUUCCCAGGAUGGGAGCGUGGCGGAUAUGGUUGAGUCGAGAUGGUUAUCGGCCGAGAAUUGCCCCGUUAAGCAAUUGAAGAUGGCGGUCAUUGGGCUCUUCGCUGACACAUGUCAUACGGAUGAUUGGGCUCGGUUGCAGGCGUUGAAUCGGAAGAGGUUUGGGAUCACGUAUCUUCAACUUUGA